AUAACAAAAUGAAGUUGAAAGCUGUGAUCAGUGCGCACCUAUUGAGGGGAGAGCCCCUUCAUUUCGCCAGCAAUCAAACAACAACUCAGAUCUAAUGGCCAUCCAAUUGAGAGCUUCUUCCUCAUUCUCUUCUGUUCCUUUUUCCACCCGUUCAUACACACACGAUGUGUUUCUGAGUUUCAGGGGCGAGGAUACUCGCUACGCUUUCACAGGUCAUUUGCACAGGUAUUUGGUUCAAAGGGGGGUCAACACCUUCCUAGACGAUGAGCUUACAAGAGGAGAAGAAAUAUCACAAGCACUUCUCCGAGCCAUUGAAGGAUCAAAGCUCUCCCUCAUCGUCUUCUCCGAAAACUAUGCAUCCUCAAAGUGGUGUUUGGAUGAGCUAGUUCAUAUCCUUGGAUGUAGAAGAUCAAAGAAGCAAAUGGUUCGGCCAAUCUUUUACAAAGUGGAUCCGUCGGACGUAAGACACCAAAGAGGCAAAUUUGGUGAGGCAGUUGCAGAGCAUGAACUCAGAUUCAAGGAUGACACGGACAAGGUGUUAAGAUGGAGAGCAGCUCUUUCAGAAGCAGCAAAUUUAUCUGGGUGGCAUUUCUCGGGCGGGUAUGAAUAUGAAUUUAUUGAUAAAAUUGUUGAAGAGAUUACCGCACAAGUAAAACAACCUAUCUAUUUGGAUAUGCCAAAGUGCCAAGUUGGGCUAGACUCUCGGGUAGAACAUAUACUUGAAAUGUUAGAUGUUGGCGGAAGUGAUGUACGCAUGGUAGGAAUAUGGGGAAUUGGCGGAAUAGGGAAGACAACAAUUGCUAAAGCUGUUCACAAUACAAUUGCCCGUAAGUUUGAUGGUAGCUACUUUUUGGCAAAUGUUAGAGAAGGUUCGGAGCAACAUGGAGGUUUAGUGAACCUACAAAAUAUUCUUCUCUCUAGCACUGUGGGGCAGAAAGAAUCGAAAAUAAACAACAUUCACGAAGGAAUCACUUUGUUGCGUGAGAAGUUGAGACAUAAAAUGAUUCUCUUAAUUGUUGACGAUGUGGAUAAUUUGGACCAGUUAGAGAAAUUAGCUGGGAGAACUGAUUGGUUUGGUCAUGGCAGCAGAGUUAUCAUAACAACAAGAGAUAAGCGUUUGUUGAUUGCUCAUCAAGUGAAACCAAUAUACGAGGUUCAUGGACUAGGUCAUCAUGAAGCUCUUAAGCUCUUCAGUUCAAAUGCCUUCAAGGAUAAUAAGAAUUUAGAUGAUAAUGAGAAACUGUCAGUUACUACUGUUGUUAAAUAUGCUGAAGGCAUUCCACUUGCACUGGAAGUUUUAGGUUCAUAUCUAUGUGAUACCUCUAUACAUAAAUGGCAAGUUAUGUUAGAUGGUUUUAAAAAGAAUCCUCCUAGGCACAUUCAAGAUAUUCUCAAAGUCAGUUAUGAUGGACUGGGAAAAAUAGAGAAAGAAGUUUUCCUCGACAUUGCUUGUUUCUUCAAAGGUUGGAAUAGAAAUGAUGUGAUACAAAUACUUGAAGGUUGUGACCGCAUUAACCCCGAGCAUAGUAUUAAAGUUCUCAAAGAAAAGGCGCUCAUAUAUGUUGAUGUGUAUGGUCAAAUUUGCAUGCAUGAUUUGUUGGAAGAGAUGGGAAAAGAUAAAGUUUUGCAAGAGUCUACAGAGCCCGGUAAGCGAAGCAGACUGUGGCAUCACAAGGAUGUGCAGGACGUUCUAACAGAAAACACGGGAACAAGUAAAAUUGAAGGCAUGAUGGUAAAGAUGCCCAAAGAAGAUGAGAUACGCUUGAGUCCUAAAUGCUUCAAAAAGAUGAGAAAUCUUAAAAUUUUUAUAAACAUCAAUGGACGGUUUUGUGGAAAUGUUGAUUAUUUUCCGAAUCAGUUGCGGUUACUUGAUUGGCCUGACUGUCCACUAAAAUCUUUGCCCUCCAAUUUUAAUACGAAGAAUCUAGUUCGACUUAGUAUGCCUUGCAGCCGCAUCUCACGUUUUGGAGAAGGAUUCAAGAGUAUGGAAAAUCUGAAAUCCUUAAAUUUGAAGAGAUGUGAAUUCCUACCAUCAAGCCCAGACCUGUCUGGAAGCCCAAACUUAGAGUUUCUGGAUCUAAGUUACUGUACAAGUUUAAAGAAGAUUCACCCUUCGGUUGGAUCCCUCAAAAAGCUUGUUCACCUGGAUCUUCAAGGAUGCUCUAAACUUCGGAUGCUACCUGGCGAAGUCAACUGGAGAUCCCUCCAAACCAUUAAUCUUAACCAUUGCAGAAUGCUGGAGAGUUUUCCUGAAAUUGUGGGAGAGAUGAAAUACAUGACAUCCUUGCAUCUAUUCAGCACUGGCAUCAAAGCAUUUCCUUCAUCCAUUGGAUAUCUAAUUAACCUUGAAUCGUUGAAGUUAUAUUAUUGUGGAAACCUCACAGAUCUACCUUGCAGCAUCUAUGAAUUGCAAAAUCUGAAGGAGGUUGAUUUGUACUGCUGCCCAAAACUCGUAAGAUUCCCAAAUAAGGGGGACUCUGAAGUGCUUCCAACUUACUCAAAGGUUUCACAUGACAAAGGAUGCAAUUCAAUGGAGCCGCACAAUUUGGCACUACGUCGAUUCACCGCGGGAGGAUGCGCCACUUUAUCUAAUACUGAUUUCCUUGCGUCCCUUAAUUGGGCACCCACUCCACGUGAAAUUGAUUUAUCAGGAAGCGCCAUUGUUACUCUUUCCGAAUGCAUCAACAAAAUUGGCUGCUUGAGGGAACUCAAUUUGAGCGGCUGCAGGAGGCUCGUAGAAAUUCCAGAGCUUCCACCAAGUAUUGAAUGGUUGGACGUGAGUGAUUGCGUAUCAUUGGAAAGAAUUUCGAAGCUGUCAAACAUUUUGGAGCGUAAAGAAUCACAAAUGAUUGAGGAGAUGGACUUGACUAAUUGCUGGAGACUCUGUCAAAAUUUGGUUCAGAUGGCAAACAAGGAUGAGUUGGACGCUGAUCUCUUCUCUCGACUCCUAUCUUCUCAGCAAUCCGAAUUCACAAUUACAUUUCCAGUUCCAAGAAGCGAGGUUCCAAAGUGGUUCAGCUGUCAAAUGGAUUUCAUGGGGCAUCGACGGUUUGAAUUUUGUGUUGAAACACUUGCAAAUUUCAAAUGGGACAACACAGGAUUGGCUCUUUGUGUUGCUGUUGAUCAAAAGCUGCAAUAUACCGAUUUUGCGGUCUAUAUUCACAUCAAUGAAGUACGUGUUCCAAGUUCAUAUUCAGAGCAGUUGGUUGAUACAGCAGAGUCGGAUCAUGUGUGGCUGCUCUAUGUUCCCUUCCUUGAAAUGUGGCGACUUGGUUAUAUGCGUCCAUUGCCCCCUUUUACGUGUCGAGUCAUUAUUUAUAUUGACUAUCCCUCUCAGUCCAUAAAAAGCUGUGGGGUCCACCUUGUAAUGCCACCCAAUGGAGACGUUUGUAUGAAGCUAAUCCGUGCAGAGAACCUCACCGAUAAAUAUCCUUCUGAUGAUGAAGUUUAUGAGGACUUCUGGGACAAUUAUCGUCCCAAACAGAGGACUGACUGCAAAGAAUUAUAAGUAAACUCUGCAUUAUUAUGUGGAUCAGAAGUUUGUUGAGAACAUAGCUUCAACAUUGGAGAAGAAGGUUCAGUUGACAUAGCAUUGGAGUUUUCAAUAAAGUGGGACUCCAAGGCCUUUGAACAAAGGAUGUCUAAACCUCCUGCAUUUAUACAGUGCAAGCCAUGAAAUCUUGGAUAUGUAUAGGGUUUCAGGCUCAAGCAUCAAUCUGUGUAAGCAAAGCUAUGAAAUGGUGGGAGAAAACCCUAAAACUGAACAUGGUGGAGAUCCAUUCUGCUAAGAACUCAUUGAUUCUUUGCAUAAUGCUGGUGAUAGAUUGGUUGUAGUGGAUUUUUAUUCACCUGGUUGUGGAGAUGGUAGAGCUCUCCUUCCCAAGAUUAGAAUACAAGCUUUCCUUAUCCUGGGUUUCCCCCCCCCCCAUUUUCAUUUUACAAUCUUCCUACUAUGCUAUCUCAGUAGGAAAACCCACCUAGGGAUUUGCAACCUCUGCUGUUGCAGCCACAAUUAGCUUCAAAUCAUAGUCAUGCUCAACCAGAUAAGCAUACAUUCUCUAUAAGCAAGUUGGCAAAUCUGCAGAAGGGCCUAACAAAAGCAAAAGCGGCACCUCUCUUGGACAAGCUUGUUUUUGACAAGAUAAAACAAGAGCUAGGAGGACAAGUUCGUAUAAUGUUUGUCUGGUGCUGCACCUUUGCCCAGGCAUGUGGAGGAAUUUAUCAGAAGGAUAUGGCCUUACUGAAAGCUGUGGUGGGUGUUUUACGUCCCUUGGCAAUGUUCACCCUAUGAUUGGAACUGUUGGUACUCCCCUGACAACUGUUGAAGCGCGGCUUGGGUCGGUCCCAGAACUGGGAUAUGAUGCACCUUCUAGUGUGCCAUGUAGAGAGAUUUUCCUAAGAGGAAAAAACCUUGUUUUCAUUGAACGUGCAAAUAUUAAACUGAAUGAAGAGAAAAGUGCACGGAAGUAGCAACAAAAUCCAUCACCACUCAUGGAUUUUGGUUUCAUGGUACUUUGCCUAAUUUGAUUACCUUUGCCUGAUUAAA
Messenger RNA from Rosa chinensis, 4546 nucleotides. RefSeq names its product disease resistance protein RPV1. Gene Ontology annotation, biological process: defense response; signal transduction. NCBI's taxonomy places the organism in Eukaryota, Viridiplantae, Streptophyta, Magnoliopsida, Rosales, Rosaceae. Gene Ontology annotation, molecular function: ADP binding; ATP hydrolysis activity. The transcript has 11 exons. The record is from RefSeq and is a predicted model, not a curated record. The coding region runs from base 95 to 3508 and encodes 1137 amino acids.